This is a messenger RNA of Diaporthe amygdali, 417 nucleotides long. RefSeq lists its product as uncharacterized. The transcript has 3 exons. Lineage: Eukaryota; Fungi; Ascomycota; Sordariomycetes; Diaporthales; Diaporthaceae. The record is from RefSeq and is a predicted model, not a curated record. Bases 1 to 417 code for a protein of 138 amino acids.
AUGCACCAUACGCCAUUGUAUAUCUUUUUUGGCUCAGCCGCUUUCGUGGGCGUCACCUUCGGCCUCAUCCUCAUGCUCACGUCCAGCAGCAUGUUCGCCAUCCUCGGCCUCUACGACAGCCCCGGUGAUGAGAAGGCCUCACGCAGGCCUCGCAAUAAACUUCCGGCCUCCCCGUAUGUCGACGAGGAUGAGGAGGAGGCAAGGCUCCAGCGCCAACGGCCCAGCACACCCCUCUUGGACGGUAGCGACCAGGAGAAGCUGGAGGCCCUGCUGUCGAACCUCAGCUCUCCGGACUCGGAUCUUGGGAGCCUAGCCAUGCAAGGCUGGCGGGACGGCCCCAACAUCAAGAGGAAGAGGAGGUCAGCCGCGGCGUCACGCAUUGGGACUAUUUUGGAAGAAGAUGACGAUUCAUUUUGA